Molecule: messenger RNA, 3653 nt
Organism: Hordeum vulgare subsp. vulgare (domesticated barley)
Lineage: Eukaryota; Viridiplantae; Streptophyta; Magnoliopsida; Poales; Poaceae
Product: PH, RCC1 and FYVE domains-containing protein 1-like
Exons: 9
Coding region: 14-3283 (1089 amino acids)
Molecular function (GO): metal ion binding
Source: RefSeq, a predicted model, not a curated record
GGCUGACGCGGCCAUGUCGGACGCGUCGUCGGAUCUCGGCGGCGCACGGGCGGGGCCGCCGCCCGUCGAGCGCGACCUCGAACAGGCUAUCACUGCUCUUAAGAAAGGAGCCUACUUAUUGAAAUAUGGGCGUAGAGGGAAGCCAAAAUUUUGUCCAUUUCGGCUAUCCAAUGACGAGUCUGUAUUGAUAUGGUUUUCAGGGAAAGAGGAGAAGCAUCUAAGGUUGAGCCAUGUGUCCCGGAUAAUGCCUGGCCAACGGACUGCAAUAUUUCAGAGAUACCCACGACCUGAGAAGGAAUGUCAGUCCUUUUCUCUAAUUUCGCAUGACAGGUCACUGGACAUUAUAUGUAAAGACAAGGAUGAGGCAGAAGUGUGGUUUGCUGGGCUGAAAACAUUGAUUUCACGAAGUCAUCAAAGAAAAUGGAGAACCGGCUCAAGAAGUGAUACCAUUUCGUCUGCUGCAACUAGUCCAAGGAUUUACACGCGACAGAGCUCUCCGUUAAGUUCUCCUUUCAGCAGCAGUGACAGUCUCCACAAGGAUUUCAAUGAAAACUACCGGCUCCGUAGUCCAUAUGGGAGUCCACCAAAGAAUGGCUUGGAGAAGGCCUUUUCUGAUGUUGUGUUAUAUGCAGCUCCCCCCAGGAGCUUCCUCCCAUCAGAUUCUAAUGCAGCAUCAGUCCACUCUAUGUCUUCUGGACAAUCAGAUAACACAAAUGGGCACUCGGGAGGCAUCCCAAUGGAUGCUUUCCGGAUCAGUUAUUCAAGUGCUGUUAGCUCUUCAAGUCAUGGUUCUGGUUAUGAUGACGGUGAUGCUUUAGGUGAUGUUUUAAUAUGGGGAGAAGGGACCGGGGAAGGAAUUCUUGGCGGUGGUAGCUCUAAAAUUGGAAGUUCCUCAGGUGCAAAAAUUGAUUGUCUUGUACCGAAACCAUUAGAGUUUGCUGUGCGGCUUGAUGUGCAGAAUAUAUCUUGUGGAGGAAGGCAUGCUGCACUCGUCAGUAAACAAGGCGAGAUCUACUCCUGGGGUGAGGAAUCGGGUGGGCGGCUUGGCCAUGGUGUAGAUUGUGAUGUGGCGCAUCCAAAACUCAUUGAUGCUCUUACUCAUAUGAACAUUGAGCUGGUAGCAUGCGGGGAAUACCACACCUGUGCUGUUACACUAUCUGGAGAUCUGUAUACAUGGGGGGACGGCGCCUUCAAAUUUGGGCUAUUGGGCCAUGGUAAUGAUGUCAGUCAAUGGGUACCAAAAAAGUUGCAUGGGCCACUGGAGGGUAUACAUGUUUCAUCAAUUUCAUGUGGCCCUUGGCAUACAGCCAUAGUAACUUCUGCUGGGCAGCUGUUCACAUUUGGAGAUGGCUCUUUUGGGGUUCUAGGCCAUGGAGACCGUGAGAGUCUCUCAGUCCCCAAGGAAGUGGAAUCUCUCAAAGGGCUUCGGACAGUGCGGGCUGCUUGUGGUGUUUGGCACACUGCUGCAGUUGUAGAAGUCAUGGUUGGGAAUUCAAGCUCUAGCAAUUGUUCAUCUGGCAAGAUAUUUACAUGGGGCGAUGGCGAUAAAGGCCGUUUAGGGCAUGGUGAUAAGGAAUCGAGACUUGUCCCGACAUGUGUGGCUGCUUUGGUGGAGCCCAAUUUUUGUCAGGUUGCUUGCGGUCAUUCCUUGACGGUGGCUCUUACGACAUCAGGGAAUGUGUAUACAAUGGGGAGUUCUGUAUAUGGUCAACUUGGAAAUCCACAAGCAGAUGGUAUGCUUCCUGUACGUGUUGAAGGAAAGCUACACAAAAACUUUGUUGAGGAGAUCUCUUGCGGUGCUUACCAUGUAGCUGUUUUGACCUCUAGGACCGAGGUAUACACAUGGGGUAAAGGUGCAAAUGGUCGGCUAGGUCAUGGCAAUACUGAUGAUAAGAAUACUCCUACGUUGGUUGAAGCACUGAAAGAUAAGCAAGUCAGAAGUGUUGUUUGUGGAACUAAUUUCACUGCAGCAAUAUGCAUUCAUAAAUGGGUAUCUGGAGUUGAUCAGUCAAUGUGCUCAGGGUGCCGUCAGCCUUUUAACUUGAGGAGAAAACGCCACAACUGCUAUAAUUGUGCUCUGGUAUUUUGUCAUUCCUGCAGCAGUAAAAAAUCUCUGAAGGCUUCAUUGGCACCAAAUCAAAGUAAACCCUACCGUGUUUGUGAUAGCUGCUACAGCAAGCUGACUAAGGGAACUGCUACAGAUGUGUACUCUUCUACCAAGCAGGGAGCUGCUGUACAGGGAUUCAGUGACACGGUUGAUGAGGAGCUGGAAACAAGGUCAAAUGCUAAACUGUCAAGAAUCUCUUCAAUGGAAUCAUUUAAGCACAUGGAUAGUAGAUAUUCAAAGAAAAAUAAGAAGUUCGAAUUUAACAGCUCUCGUGUGUCCCCUGUUCCAAAUGGCGGCGUUUCAAGAUCCUUCAAUCCUGUGUUUGGAUCUUCAAAGAAGUUUUUAUCAGCAUCUGUCCCUGGAUCCAGAAUUAUUUCUAGGGCCACAUCACCUGUUUCAAGAAGGUCAAGUCCUCCACGUUCUACAACACCAACACCUACUCUGAGAAGUUUAACUUCUGCUGGAAGUGUCAUCAAUGGCACCAAGCCAACAAAUGAUAGUCGAACUGAAGAAGUUCUAAGUUUGAAGUCCCAGGUGGACAAUCUUACUAGGAAGUCUCAACAUCUCGAAGUUGAAUUGGAGAGAACCACCAAGCAAUUGAAGGAAGCUAUUGCCAUUGCCGGGGAGGAAACCGCGAAGUGCAAAGCAGCAAAGGAAGUAAUCAAGUCACUUACUGUACAAUUGAAGGGGAUGGCGGAAAGGUUACCUGGAGGAGCAACCAAGAACGGCAAGCUGCCACCCCUUCCUGGAAUUCCUAUACCGAGUGACAUAUCAGCCAUAGUUACUGAAAGUUUGGGCAGCCCAGGAAGUUCAGGGGAACAAGAACAAAUUUCAGAUGGUUCUAACGGAUUGCUUGUUCCUAAUGGAUUAAGUUCUGUUAGGAACAAGGCAGGCCAUCCAGAAAUGACCAGUAAUGGAAGUAUACCGUCCGAUGCAGAAUCCCAACACGAGGCCGAAUGGGUAGAGCAAGACGAACCAGGUGUUUAUAUCACUCUCACUGCCUUGCCUGGAGGGGCCAGAGAUCUCAAGCGAGUCCGGUUCAGCCGGAAGAGGUUCAGUGAGACACAGGCAGAAGAAUGGUGGCAGGGGAACAGGGCAAGGGUGUACCAGCAGUACAAUGUUCACAUGGUUGACAAAUCCAUUGCGGCCAUGGAUCGUGAGAUUGCAACUCACUGACUUUUGACUCGGACACAAACACACACAAAAAGAAACCUUGAUUAUAAGUGGAAUUGAGGCCUCAUACAGUGAGUGUGUGAAGGCUCUCUUGUCAGUCAAGGUUUUCGCUAAUCGUAACUAGCAUUUACAUUGGCCCAUGAAAGAGAUUCUUGCUGUUAGGAAAAAAAUGGACAUGUUUAUAGUUUUUCAUAGUUAUUUUCUCUGCCCUGUUCUUGACCUUCUUUUCUAGUGUGGAAAGUAGAUUUCUCUUACAGAAGUUGUACAGUAAAUGUCUGGCAGAAGUUAAUCCCUUGUAAAUGCUUACUGAUGCAAGCGCAUCAGUGCUGUACAACUCCACACUAUAACACUGGCGAGCUCACCUUUGAAGUUA